Molecule: messenger RNA, 531 nt
Organism: Stylonychia lemnae
Lineage: Eukaryota; Ciliophora; Spirotrichea; Sporadotrichida; Oxytrichidae
Source: the annotation of a GenBank genome assembly
AUGAGCGAAAAAAUACUUACUAAAACCCAGUCUUCAAAUAAUUUUAACAUCUACAACAGAAUGCGAAUCAUUAAUAUUUUUCUAUCAGUUUGUGCCAUUGCAAUUUUUGUACUUUUAAUGCUGAUGACAAAUGAAAUUGUCCUUAUUUUGCUCAUGAAUUUCCACAUGAUAAUAAACUUGAUAUUUCUACUUUUGAAUCCUAAAUAGGUCUUCUGGGUAAUUACUCACAAAAGACUGACCUUUUGCUUUGUCAAGAUGCAAUUUUUCAUGAAUUUACUAGCUUAAGUGUCAUUUAUUGGGAAUAAUUACAUGAAAGAAAAAUGGCUAUUCAUAUUCAAAGAUAAUUAUAUUUAAGACAAUUAAGAGAGUAGAGCUAUAGAAUUAUCAAUGAAUCAAAUUUUUGUUUGUAUCGCUCAGACCAUUAUACUUAUUGGCUAAGGCCUCUCUUGGAUUUGUUAUGUUGGCUAAUUGCAAUCAUAAAUCACGGAAAGCAGAGUAUUGACUUAAAAGUUGAUUAACUAAGAGGUUUGA